AGACCGGGAACAGAACCCAGGUCCUUCUAAUUCCCAGGCCAGUGCUCUAUCCAUUAGGCCAUCCUGCUUCUUGACGAGCAUAGGCAGAAAUUCACUAUUUUGUACAACUCUGACAUUAAGAACAAGAUAUGUAAUUUGACCACUCUCUACCCUUUUUCUUCACAAAAUAUAAAUCACUUGUUACUACCAAUAGAUCAAUAGCAUUAGCUGAGCACUUACAAUGCGCAAAGCACUGUAGUAAAUGCUUGGGAGAGUAAAACACAAUGGAGUAGGGAGACAAACGUCAGCUCUUGUCAAAAUAGACAAACCCGAUACUGACUUCUUUUUACCUCAGAACACUAUGAGCGUAUGCACCCGAAAAGUACGAGAAAAAACAAAUGGGGUAUCGAGCGAGAUUUUGUAAUUGAAAAACAUAUUUAAUGAGGAGUUCAAGGAAAAGAAAUUCUCAAUAAAAUCGCGAGGUGGCGCUGCAGGACAAGAAGGCGCAGACAAAGAACUGCAGUUACGGUGGACUCCAUUACUAAGGGAGAAAACAGCAGAGAGGCUGGUAGGAAAAGGGAGGCUUUGUCAGCAGAGCUGGGGAAGGGUCGGAUUCUUCUGCAAGGGCUGGGAGCAGCACAUUUAAAUACCUGGAAUUACGCCAUUAGAGUUUAACCUGGGCCGGAUUGCCAUUGAGAAGAUCCAUAUUUGUGGAAAUAAGGGGACGUUCGCAACAGGAACAAUGAGAGCCAAGGACAAGACUCCUGGGUGGAUGAGGCAAGUUGUCUUUCUUAUUAUAUACCUUAAUAUCUCGGAAUUGUGGUCGGAAUCAGUUCGGUAUUCGGUAUUGGAGGAAUCAGAGAGCGGCUUCGUUGUGGCUAAUGUGGCAAAGGAUCUGGGGCUCAUUAUCGGGAAUCUUUCAGUCCGAGAGGCUCGGAUCAUUUCCAAAAGUGAUGAGCACUAUUUCCACUUCAACCUUAAAUCCGGGGAUUUGAUCCUAAAGGAGAAACUUGAUCGGGAGUUCUUAUGUGAGCAAAAAGAUCCCUGCGUGGUGAAUUUCCAAAUUUUAGUGGAAAAUCCUUUAGAGUUUUUCGGACUUGAAAUAACAGUAGGAGACAUAAAUGACCAUUCUCCCGUGUUUCUAGACAAGGAAAUAAUUCUGAAUAUCCCGGAGAAUAGUCCUGUGGGGACGGAAAUACAAAUGCAAAGUGCACAGGAUUUGGAUGUCGGGACUAACAGCCUGCAGGAAUAUACCAUCAGCCCCAACUCCCAUUUCCACAUUAAAACCCGCAGCCACAGUGAUGGUAGAAAAUACCCGGAGCUGGUGCUGGAUAAAACGUUGGAUCGGGAGAAACAGGCUGAGAUUCAGUUAACCAUCACGGCCACAGAUGGCGGUUCCCCGCCUAGAUCCGGAACCGCCGAAGUUCAUGUUCUUGUUGUGGACAUUAAUGACAAUGCCCCUGUUUUUACCCAGCCACGAUAUGAGGCUCAGAUUCUUGAAAACAGCCGUGCAGGUUCGCUGGUUUCUACAGUCACCGCCAAUGAUUUUGACGCAGGAAUCAAUGGGGAAAUAUCAUACAAAUUUUUCCAUGUUUCCGAUCACAUUCAGAAAACGUUUGAAAUAAAUCCAAUUUCGGGAGAAAUUAGACUAAUAGGGGAAUUGGAUUUUGAGACCAGGCAGUCAUAUAUGAUAGACAUUCAGGCCUCAGACGUUGGGGGCCUAUCGGCAAAAUGCACUGUCCAUGUUCAAGUGAUGGAUGUGAACGACAAUCGUCCCGAAAUCACCAUGUCAUCAAUUAACAGCCCCAUACCUGAGAACUCGCCCGAGACAGUUGUCGCUGUUUUCAGUAUAUCAGAUCGCGACUCAGGGGACAACGGCAAAAUGAUUUGCUCCAUUCAGGACCACCUCCCCUUUAUCCUGAAACCUACAGUUGAAAAUUUCUUCACCUUGGUAGCGCACAGAACACUGGACAGAGAAAGUCAGUCUGAAUACAAUGUAACUAUCACUGUUUCGGAUUUGGGUUCUCCUAGUCUCAAAACGGAGCAGAACAUAACCGUCCUGAUAUCUGAUGUAAAUGACAAUCACCCAAUUUUUAAUCAAACAUCUUACACAUUGUAUGUCCGGGAAAACAACAGCCCCGCCCUGUACAUCGGCAGUGUCCGAGCUGUGGACAGAGACUCUGGGCAGAACGCCAGGGUGUCCUACUCCCUGCUGUCUCCCGAGGACGGCGACUUUCCCCUGUCCACCUACAUUUCCAUCAACUCGGACAAUGGCAAUCUCUACGCUCUGAGAUCCAUGGAUUAUGAAGCCAUUCGGAAAUUCCACUUCGCAGUCAGGGCGGUGGAUAGCGGUUCCCCGGCCCUGAGCAACCAGACGGUGGUCUGGGUGGUGGUCCUGGAUGACAAUGACAACAGUCCCUUCGUCCUGUACCCUCUGCAAAACGGCACCUCCCCCUGCAAUGAUCUGGUCCCCAGGUGGGCGGAGGCCGGCUACCUGGUGACUAAGGUGGUGGCGGUGGACUCAGACUCGGCUCAGAACUCUUGGCUUUCCUUCCAACUGCUCAAGGCCACGGACCCAGGGCUCUUCAGCGUGUGGCCCCACAACGGAGAAGUCCGAACCACGAGGCUCAUCACCGACAGAGACGCCAUCAAGCAGAGCCUCGUUGUCCUCGUGAAGGACCAUGGAGAGCCACCUCUGUCCACUGCAGCCACUCUGCAUGUGCUUCUAGUGGACGGCUUUUCGGACCCCUACAUCCGAAUCCCGGAGAUGCCGAGAAUCGGAGAGCAGGAAGAUUCCCUCACCAUGUACCUGGUCAUUGCUCUGGCUUCUGUCUCUUUCCUUUUUCUCUUCUCGGUGAUCGUCUUCAUCGUGGUGAAGCUGUGGAGCAGAAGGAGAGACACCACGGAAGCCUCCAACUUGGGCCCCGAGUGCCAUUUCCCGGGACACUUGGUAGAUAUAAAUAGCACCGGGACCCUCUCCCACAAUUAUCGCUAUGAGGUGUGUUUAACCACCGGUUCUGGGAACAGCGAGUUCCAGUUCCUUAAACCCGUCAUUCCCAGCCUCCCAGAUCAGGGUGUUGGUAAUCAUCGGGAUGAAAAGCCUCCAUUUCGCAAUAGUUUGGGCUUUAAUUAGGGAACUCGCCUAG
Molecule: messenger RNA, 3125 nt
Organism: Ornithorhynchus anatinus (platypus)
Lineage: Eukaryota; Metazoa; Chordata; Mammalia; Monotremata; Ornithorhynchidae
Product: protocadherin beta-14-like
Exons: 1
Coding region: 722-3112 (796 amino acids)
Biological process (GO): homophilic cell-cell adhesion
Cellular component (GO): plasma membrane
Molecular function (GO): calcium ion binding
Source: RefSeq, a predicted model, not a curated record